UGGUCGAAUGGACUAUAUGGCUGCGAUCGAAUUGCAUGACCGGUCUCCCCGAUCUAAUCUACUAGCACUUGUCGCCAAUUUUGUCUGCUGCCUGCGUAAAACAGCCGCCGAUAGUGUAUGAGUGUGUUAUGUGACUUGUUCAUCUUGGAACCAACGGCUUAGAACCUGCUAAACAUUUGCAUGAAUCACGAACUAAUAUCCCACUUAUAUCACACGUCCAUGCAUGAAUGGCAAGCACAUAGGCGGUAACUCUUGCCUUGAAAAUACGGAGUUGUAGUUCUUAUGAGUCUGAGUGACUGGAUCCCAAUAAAGGCGAACACGAAGACCAUUCCUUGUCACCUGAUUGCUUUGACAGGUGCCAAUGGCAGAAGAUCGUAUUCCUCUUCUAAAUGAAGAUGCUGAUGAAAGUGAAGUCUCAGAUGUUGAUGUUGAUGCCUCAGUACCUGAAUAUGCAAUUGAAGCUGUUAACGUACAACCAGUACCAGAAAUAGAAAAGAGACAGAAGAAACCUCACCAUCUUUUCCACAGAAUGCAUAAAAGUCACCAUGUUGCCUUUGAUAAAUCAUUGCCUGCAACACACUCAUACUUGGGCAAUGAUCUGGAAGAUAUCAGAGGACGAACAGUGUAUGAAGACGGUGCAGAAGUUAUGCUUCCUCUUCUUCCACUGCCUGGGAUGCCAGUUCCUGGGCAGGUUAUUCCACUACAUUUAUUUCAACAACAUCUUGUUGCUGCUUUGAGAAGUAUUGCAGAUUCAGACAAGACUUUUGGCAUCGUUACAUACAGCAGCACUGAAGGUGAUGAACAACUUUCAGCUUUGAGCCAAAUAGGAUGCACUGCUGAGAUAUUUUCCAUGAAGGAUGAAAGAGAUGAAUCAACAGGUCUCUCAACACUCAGGGCAAAAGCCAGGGGAAGACAACGUUUCAAAGUGCUAGAAAUGCAUCGUGAGAUAACAGGAAUUGUUAUGGCUAAAGUACAGAUAUUGCCAGAAUUGUCAUUUUCAAGAUGUCUUGAUGAACUGCGCCCUUCAACACACAACAAGUUUUGCUUCAAUAGCAUGCAGAAACAUAUUUUGUUCAAAUACAAAAUGGAUCGGUUUGCAUGUGCUCUGCUUUCAUAUUGGCCAGACUGGGUAUAUAAAAUGUAUGAUAAAGAUGUGCUAAAAAGUCAGGUUGUGAAUGAGCUUUACACAUGGAAUGAAUCUUUUCAAUCAGUAUCUCUUCCAACCGAGGCUGCAGAUUUAUCCUUCUGGGUAGUACAAAACUUGCCUCUGGACAAUAAUAUGAGAAUUCAUUUGAUGAGCUUGAAUUGCACUGUUCAGCGCCUUCAGACUGAGAUUCACAUUCUGAGAAAGUGUACCAUUUUUUGUUGUGCCACAUGCAUGGUACAAAUUGCAAGAAAAGAAGAUGUGUUUAGCAUGUCAGAAGAGGGUCCAUUGAGUGCAUAUGUCAAUCCUGGUGGCCAUGUUCAUGAGACGCUGACUGUUAGCAAGGCUAGAAACCUUCAUCUUAUCGGAAGGUCAUCUUCAGAACAUAGCUGGUUUCCAGGUUACUCCUGGACAAUUGCACAGUGUGACACCUGCAAUAGCCACAUGGGCUGGCGAUUCACUUCAAUGAAAAAGAAUUUCUGGCCAUCAAAAUUUUGGGGGCUGUGUCGUUCCUCACUUGUUCCAGAGUUGCAAGCAAAUGACAGAGGACAUGAAGAGCAGCUUCAGGGCUAGAUUUGAGUGUCAUCACAAUCAGUGGGGUAGAGGGCAAUGGAGACUUUGGUCUUCCCACCCAGUCCUGCAGUACAUGCAACUCUGUUAAAACUGUGGGGUUUUGUGGGUUUUUUUAAGCCUCUUUAGAACCACUACUUUUGCCUAUAUUUGUAAAUAAUUUGAGGAAGUUGCUACAAAAUGUGUAGUAUGUUGUGUUCCCUCCCCUGAUUAAUCAGUCCUAUUUUGUGAAGCCUAUGUUUAGCAGUUAAUAUUGAAAACAAGAGAAAUAGCUAUAGAUAUGGCAAUUUGUGUUUGUAAUGGUGUUGGGUUGCAGGUAAUGUGAUCUGUUAUGGAAAAUUUGACAUGGCAAUAGUUUGUUGUUGGUUCAUUUAGUAGGACAGUGCUUCCAUCUUGAGGUAAUUUUGAACUAAUUUUGGGGGAGGAAACUAGAGUACCCUGGGGGGGGGGGGGGAAUAGGUGUUUUACGCCGAGCCAGCAACUAAGGCUAUAUCACGAGGGCAAGGCAGCCAGCCCUGUAAUCGGAUGCCACCUGCAGAGAAAGAACAGCGUGCCCAAGACAAGAGCUGAACCCAGGAUAGCCAACCUUCACUGUAUUGGUGACGGGAGCUAACCGCUGCGCCACCUGAUCGCCUCUGGAGUACCCUAACAAAACCCUCAACAUCCAGCCCUGCAGACAGAUGUUACAUACAGAGAAUGUCCCAAAACAAGAUCAGAAUCUCUGAGUUUCUCACUGCAGUGGUGACUACCGGGCUUAUCAUGUAAUGGUUUUCGCCAGUGUUUUGAUUUUAUGUAAUAGCACACAGUCACUUGGAAAUUAUGAUAAAUGUCAUGAAUAUAGGUCUUGCCAAUAUUCUGUAAAAUAAGCGCAUGGCAAGAGGUUGUGCAAAGUUAUACCAGUGUUCUUAUUUAUAACAGCACAUGGUAAGGGACUGGGAGCUGUUGUUGACAAAAUAACAGAUAUAACAUGGACAAUUGGGUGGGGUUGUUAUCUACCUUUCAAGAAUAUGACAGCAUGUUUAUGUCCCUUGUGUAUGUAACUUCCGGGCCGACCAAAUGUUUGUAAGAAAGAGAUGAGUGGUGAGGAAGAAAAUAUUCCUAGAUGGAAAGCAGCUUGAAGGAAUAUAAUCAAGUUCAUGGAUUAAGCAUUGGUGCGAAAAAUGCCAAAUGAUACUUUGUACAGCGAACACCUGGAUUAACACCUUGUUUAGUGGCAGAAUUUGAUGUAGCCACUGAACAUCCACAAUUUAUAAAUGAUAAAGUUGUUGCUAUUUUCUAUUGUGUAUGACAACUUCGAAAACUACUAGAAACUACCACAGUGAAGAGGUUUUGUGUAUGCAUACUUCUUAUUGUGAUUUCUGUAAACAUGAUAUCUUCAAAGCUUGUAUUUGAUUUUCCAUGUGUUCACUUUUUAGGAUUUACUACUAAGAGUAAACAAAAUAAGUGCAACAUGUCUUGUCACUGUUUGAUGUUGUUAGUACAAGUUUUUAUCACUGAUUUGAACAUGCAGAUAAAAAAAAACAUGUUUAUCAGCUGUCUGUCAUGUUUUUUAUCAAGUAUGCCAUGCCAAACAAAACUGUUAUUUUACUGAAUCACAUAGUGGAGGAUACAACAUUUUCAGAGCAUUGCCAAGUUUUUAUAUUGUGUUAGGCAGGGUUGUUGUGGACAAUACAUCACCUAAAAUCAAAACUUUUUUUUAUUCUGGCCAUAUAACAUUCAUGGAUACUGAGAGAGGUGACUCUUCUAGUCUGAAUUAUGUGUGCUUCUGUCAUUCUCUUAAUUUUUUUUAUUUUUUGGUAGGAUGAUCAGUACUCAUUCAAACUUUUCUGCGCAUAGAUGGCCAUGGGUCUGUACCUACAUGGUAUCUCUUUUGCACACAGGUUCACGGAGUUCUAUUUUUUUGUGCCGGUAUCCACAACAUAAAAUCUGGGGAAAAAAAGUUAUUCUAGCUGAACCAUUUCCAAAUAUGCUUAUGUACAUCAAAGGAAGUGACUUUUACAGAAAGUUUACUAAAUUUCCCAACACAGCCCUUCUUUCACUGCAAAAAUGGUGACAAGCAAGUUGACACAUGCCAAGCACUUUACACUCACAAAAUAACUAUAGCAAACAACUGUCACAGUAAGUGUCUAAUAAGUCAAAAAGAAAAACCAGUGUUUUUACUUUUUAAUUUGACUAAAAAAAUUUUUGCUUUUUAGUGGGAUGGUUUCUGUUAUGAAAAAACAGUGGUGGUGUAGGUAUGUGUUUGUGUACUUGCAUCUUCAAGAGAAUCAGGAAAAUUUCAUCAUAUUAUAAUAACAUGGAGCAUAUUUCACUCAUUACCAUCGAUGUGCCUCAUCCUGCAUAAUACUGAGUCAUUUUAUUCAGAAAGAUUUGUACAGGUAAAGAUUUGGUGGUGAUGUGAUCAUGCUGCUUACAUCACGCGACAGUGAAAUUACACAUUCAUAUUUUUUAUCAUUCUGGAGCCCGGUAAAUCUAUAAGGCUAUUUUUCAUCACCAUGAGUAGUGUCCAUUCAUUUCUGCUUGAUGUGUGACCAUAUAAAUCUACUGCCUGCAGGAAAUGACGUGGUCCGAGUUCCCCUUGUGAAAAAAAAACUUUAUCAAAAUUCUGUUGGCAUUACCUCAUUCUGUAUAGAUUUACAAUAAAGUGCACUUUCAA
Molecule: messenger RNA, 4370 nt
Organism: Pomacea canaliculata
Lineage: Eukaryota; Metazoa; Mollusca; Gastropoda; Architaenioglossa; Ampullariidae
Product: protein cereblon-like
Exons: 10
Coding region: 362-1717 (451 amino acids)
Source: RefSeq, a predicted model, not a curated record